Molecule: messenger RNA, 1373 nt
Organism: Silurus meridionalis
Lineage: Eukaryota; Metazoa; Chordata; Actinopteri; Siluriformes; Siluridae
Gene: pcgf6
Product: polycomb group ring finger 6
Exons: 10
Coding region: 229-1026 (265 amino acids)
Biological process (GO): regulation of transcription by RNA polymerase II
Cellular component (GO): PRC1 complex
Source: RefSeq, a predicted model, not a curated record
GGCGUCAUUCUCGCCGCGCGCAAAGCUUCAACUCGCGGGAUUUAGGGCUGGAGCGCGCGCUUGUGAGGGGAAAAUGCACCUAAAGUUCAUUUAUUUGCUGUAAAACAGUUCAAAACAGCGCGGACUCGGUGGAAACCCGACCUUGGGUAGAAUGGUGUAGUUUAUCUGAAACCAAUACAAUAUUUAAGGGGAAAAAUAAAUAUUUAUAUAUAAAAAGAACGACGAAGAAUGGACGGCAGCCGUGAGGGAAAUGAAAGUUUGGGCGAGGGCAGAGGCACAGACGCUCAGGAGAAAGCUCAGGAGGGCAGUAGCACCUGUGCAGAGCGUUUGCUACCACUAAGGGAGCUGUACCCUUAUAUUCAUUGUGGUCUCUGCAAUGGCUUCUACAUUGAUGCCACCACAAUCACUGAAUGCCUUCAUUCAUUCUGUAAAAGCUGCAUUGUCAAGCACUUCUUCUACAGCAACAUGUGUCCCAACUGUGGCAUUGUUGUUCAUCAAACACAACCUCUAUAUAAUUUAAGACCUGACAGGCAGUUACAAGAUAUUGUUUAUAAGACAGUCCCAUAUUUGGAGGAAGCGGAGAGGGCACAAAUGCGUGCAUUUUACAAAGAGAGACGUCUGCCGAUCCCAAAACCAGUCAACACAGCUAAAAGCAGUAUGCUUCCAAUUAAGUUUCUGAAACAGAAACAGAGAGACCACAUGCCGCAGUCUAUUUUCACCAUUCCUCCAGAGCUCGACGUGUCCCUAAUGUUAGAUUUUGUUGGAGCUGAGGAGGGCAUUGAGAAUUAUAAGCCUUUGGAGAGAAAGUAUAUCCGUGUCUCAGGUGAAGCCACUAUUCGGCACGUGGAGCUGUUUAUCAGAAGGAAGAUGGAGUUAAGUCCAAAUAUGAAGGUGGAUGUUGUUUGUGGAGAGCAUCUCUUAGAACAGCGUCAAUCUUUAAGAGAAGUGCAAAUCACAAUGGGAGAAAAUGCCCUACAGGAUGGAAUGCUAGUUUUACAAUUCGGACUUGUGCUCCCUACUCAGUGAACAGAAGACUCAUUUUCUAACCUUCUAUCUACAGAGAGAAUACUAAGGGCUAUUCUGUACUUUUUUUGGCAAAAAAUUGUUUCAGUUAAUGCUUCUUGUUAAACAUUUGUCAGUAGGUUAACAAUUUUUCUCUCAAUUUGUAUGCAUUCUUUAAUGCAGUUUUUACAUUUAUAGAAACCCUUAACUUUUAUGGGGAAAACCAUAUAACCUUUAAAUAAAAAAUGAAAUGUGUCUUGUUUAAUUAUAUAAGUCCAAUGGAUUUGUUUUCUACACACUUAAUAUAUAUUUGCGUAUCGGUGCUUUUGACCAAAUCAGUUGGAUAAAAAAAUAAAGGAGUUUUUUUUUUU